This is a messenger RNA of Lactuca virosa, 1696 nucleotides long. NCBI's taxonomy places the organism in Eukaryota, Viridiplantae, Streptophyta, Magnoliopsida, Asterales, Asteraceae. The record is from the annotation of a GenBank genome assembly.
AGCCAGUCCAAUUUUUUAAACUCCCUUCGUUCUUGUCCAUCACUAUGACUUCCAUCCGUUUGUUUUAUUUUCUAUGGUAUAAACUGUAUACGUAUAUUAUAUAUUAUAUUAUACAACAAAAUUAUUUAUAUUUUUCUUAUUUUACCUUUUUCAUUUCUUACUUUGUAGAAUCGGGCAAAAGAAUAUUUUAAAUAAGUAUUAACAGCAAUACUACCACUAAUCACUGGAGAUGAUUAAAUAUGAGAUUUAUAAUGUGUUGUGCGUUCCUUACUUGAGACAUGAAUCUAAUGGGUUACCAAAUAGUGAAUUGAUUAAACUAGGGUUAAAUUUAUCAAAUCUUUCAAAGUAGAAGGUCUUAGAUAGAAAGAAUGGAAAACAAACGUCUAACAAGUGGUGCGAUUAAUUGAACGCCAGCUUCAGAUCACCUGAACCACACAACAUAUCCAUACACACAGACUGACGAGACUGCAAAACGCUGCACAGCCAUCCUCCCUCUGUCUCUCUGUCUCUCCCUUUCUCUCUCUGGAAUUCUCCUAUGCAUUCACAAGAAUAGUGAUGAGCAAUUCGAAUAAAAUUUCUACGCAUUCGUCGUCGUCAUCAAUGGCGGCGAAUUCGACGCCCACGGACAGUUCUGGUAAGAAGGUACGGAAGCCCUAUACUAUUACCAAGUCGAGAGAGAGUUGGACUGAAGAAGAACACGAUAAGUUCCUCGAAGCUCUUCAAUUGUUUGAUCGUGACUGGAAGAAAAUCGAAGACUUUGUUGGUUCCAAGACAGUAAUUCAGAUACGAAGUCAUGCCCAAAAGUAUUUUCUAAAGGUCCAAAAGAACGGAUCAAUAGCACAUGUUCCACCACCUCGCCCCAAACGCAAGGCCACACAUCCCUAUCCACAAAAAGCUCCCAAAAAUGUUUUAUUGCCACUUCAAGCAUCAUUGGGCUAUGCAUCUUCCCUGAGUGGGCUUGCAUCUGGAUACUCUUCAUGGGAUCAUGAUACCUCCCUGCUUAUGAGCCCAUCUGGUCGAAUCUUACCACCACAAGAUGAAAUUGAAUAUGAUCUCCAUGGAUAUGAAGGCGUUCAUGCAUCUGACACUGGAUCAAAGGGGACAGGAAGGAGUAGUGGUAUAGGAAGCUCAAAUAGAGAAAUGCAAAGUUCUGAACAAGGUUCUGUCCUCUAUGGUACACCGGAUUUUUCUGAAGUUUAUAGCUUUAUUGGAAGUGUUUUUGAUCCAGAGAGUAAAGGGCAUGUGCAGAAACUAAAGGAGAUGGAUCCUAUAAACUUUGAAACAGUGUUACUGUUGAUGAGAAACCUGACAGUGAACUUAUCAAGUCCAGACUUUGAGCCAAUGAGAAAGGUUCUAGCCAUAAUUACGUACUAUAUAUAUGUAAACUACAAAUGAGAAUGGCACGCUCUAUGCAUCAUGCACAAAGAUCAAGAAAGUCGCAUCCCAAAUAUCAUCCAAUGUGAAGAUGGUUAUAUAACUCAUAUGGUUAGGGCUUAUGGGGUGAAAAUCUUGCAGAAUUUAUGUUUUUUUUGCAUAUGGUGCUUCUUCUUCUUGUAUUUUUUUUAACGUUAUGAUUUCGUGAGUUGUAUAUUUGUAAGAGUGGUGUUGCUACAAAAAGUAACAGAGGGAGAAGUAAUCCAUAGGAAUAAUAAAUAAUCAAAAGAAAAAAAUUGUCUUGGUAAACCAACUUAACCCU